AUAAAAAAAUCCUCCCAACAAAACUUUGAUGCCAUUGCCCAUUGAUGCUGAUACUAAUUAUUUUAUUUUAAUGUGAAGUACGUGGAAUCAUCAGUACUCACACAAACACAAAAAAACAUAUGCGAAUCAAACAACCAUCGCUAUUCAUUUUCCUUUUUCCAUUAUUUUCCCGGCAACUGGGUCUCCUUUUCCCAUUCCAAAUAAGAAAAGGAAAGAAAUGUUAUUAAAAAAAAAAGGAAAGAAAGAAAGAGCUUCUUCUUGUUUUUCUCGCCACUGCUUUCUCCCCCCAAUCACCUCAUCCUAUAUUACCAGCUUUUCCCGGAGGUUCACUCUCUACUCUACUGAAGAAAAACCCAAUAACGAUUCCCACAAAAAUCAGUGAAAAGAGAAGGAGAAAAUGACCACAAAGCCCCACGCCGUUCUGGUGCCGUUCCCGGCGCAGGGCCACCUGAGCCCGUUCCUCCAGCUAGCCAAGCUCCUCCACUCCCGCGGAUUCCACAUCACCUACGUCAACAACGAGUUCAACCACAACCGCCUCCUCCAAUCCAAGGGCGAGGACUUCGUCAACGGGCUCCCCGAUUUCAAGUUCGUCUCUUUCCCCGACGGACUCCCUCCCUCCGACGAAGAUGCGACCCAGAGCCUUGACGGGCUCAGCAGCGCGGCCCGCAAGACGAUGUUGGGCCCGUUCAGGGAGCUGGUGGCGAAGCUCAACGCUUCCCCUGACUCGCCGCCGGUGAGCUGCAUCAUCCCCGAUGGGUUCAUGUGCUUCGGCCUCAAAGCCGCCGAGGAGUUGGGGAUUCUCGGCGUCCCCUUUUGGACCGCUUCCGCUUGUGGGUUCAAGUCAUAUUUCCACUACGUUGAGCUCAUUGAGAAAGGACUGAUUCCUCACAAAAGUGAGACAUUCGAGACUGACGGCACACUAGAGACGCCAAUCGACUGGAUGCCGGGGCUAAGAGAGAUGCGACUAUACGACCUCCCUUACUCCACCCGUACCACCUCGCCGGACGAGAUCCUGCUCAACUGCCUCCGCGACGAGACGCAGGAGUGCGUCAGGGCGGCGGCCAUCAUCAUGAACACGUUCCACGACUUCGAGCAGGAGGUCCUUGACGCCAUCAAGGCCAUCAACCCGAACGUCUACUGCAUCGGCCCGCUCAACCUCCUCGAAGCCCGCGUCCCGGCCCACGACACCUCGAGAGACUUGACCGUCAGCCUGUGGAAGGAAGACCCGAGGUGCUUCGAGUGGCUCGACAAGCAGAAGCCGGGUUCCGUCGUCUACGUCAACUACGGCAGCAUCGCCAAGAUGUCGGAGGGGCAGUUCCGGGAAUUCGCCUGGGGGCUGGCCACUUGCGGGCAUCCGUUUAUAUGGGUUGUCAGGACUGACGUCAUGAGGGCGAACGCUGCCGUUUUGACGGAGGACUAUUAUAAGGAGAUUGAGGACAGGGCGUUGAUUGUGACUUGGUGCCAGCAGGAGCAAGUGCUGGCUCAUGAAGGCGUGGGGCUGUUUUUCACUCACGCCGGCUGGAACUCGACGCUGGAGACGGUGAUCGCUGGGAAGCCGGUGAUCUGCUGGCCGUUUAUCGCGGAGCAGUCGACGAAUUCGAGGUACUUGUGUAAGGUUUGGGAUGUGGGUGUGGAGGCUAGCCAUCAUGUUACGAGGGGGGAGAUUGUGGAGCUGAUUAAGGAGAUGUUGGAGAGUGAGAGGGGGAAGGAGAGGCAUAACAAGGCUUUGGAGUGGAAGGAGAAGGCUGUGGCUGCGGCGCAAGUUGGUGGGUCGUCGUACAAGGACUUCGAUCGUUUGAUUGCUGAGGUUUUUCGCCAUUGAUGAUUGAUCGAUCGAAAAAAUGAUGGAGGGACUCGUAUGUUGAGUUUUUUUUAAUUCUGUUUUUUGUUUAAGUUAAUUGCAUCAGAAUAAAUGUGCCCUGUUGUUGAAAUCUUCACUUUGACUAGUUGUGUACUUAAUUGUUGAUGACAAUCACUUAUGAGUCAUCGUACAAGGAUUUGUAUGUGAUGUUUUUUACUUUUUUUUUUUUUUUUUGUGACGGAAUAAAUGUUGCCUGCGGUUGGUAUGAAGCUCCGCUUUGAACGGCUUGUUUACUCAACUACUUAAUCACAAACUUACUUCACUUGUGGCUUCAAGUAAAUGACACAGGUUCAACGUCUAUGGUUUCACCAAAAGU
Linum tenue is the source of this 2177-nucleotide messenger RNA. NCBI's taxonomy places the organism in Eukaryota, Viridiplantae, Streptophyta, Magnoliopsida, Malpighiales, Linaceae. The record is from the annotation of a GenBank genome assembly.